Messenger RNA from Symbiodinium pilosum, 1427 nucleotides. The record is from the annotation of a GenBank genome assembly. Lineage: Eukaryota; Dinophyceae; Suessiales; Symbiodiniaceae.
AUGGGCGACUUGCCGCGCGGCAUGCAGAUGGCCUUUGACCUGAAUGACCCGGCCGUGUGCCGCGACUGCGCUGCAGUUCUCCACAAGAUGAAACAAUAUGUUGAGGCUGCCCAGCUCUAUGAAGCAGCUGGCUCGUACGACCAAGCAGCAUCCUUGUAUAUCUUGGACUUGAACUUCGAUGCAGCUGCACCACUCAUGGCCAAGAUCUCGACUCCCAAGCUGCACCUGCAGUUUGCAAAGGCCAAAGAGUCGCGGGGAUCAUACCAGGAUGCCUUGAUCGCGUACGAGCGCGCUCGAGAUUUGGAUAGCAUGGUCCGAAUCUGCUUGGACAACCUGAAUCAGCCCCAGAAGGCUUUCCAGCUCGUGCGAGAGACGAGGCUAGCUUCAGGCGCUGAACGGGUAGCGGAGUACUGCCGAAAAAAUGGCAACAUCUCCGGCGCAGUGGAGUUUCUGCUUCUGGCCAAGAACACAGACGAGGCCUUCUUGCUGGCCGAGCGGCAGGAUGAGAUGGCAACCUUCGAAGCCGGCCUCGGUGAUCAUGGCACGCAGCAGCAGCACCGGGCAAUUGCGAAGUACUACGAGCAGCGCAACCUUUUGGCCAACGCCGCCAAGCACUAUGCGCUGUGCGAAGAGUACCCAACUGCUCUCAAGCUGUACCUCAAGGUCGGCGAGAAGGAGAUCGACCACGCCAUUGAGGUGGUGGGCAAGGCCAGGAAUGAUUCCCUGACGCAUACCCUCAUUGACUACCUCAUGGGUGAGACAGACAACGUGCCCAAGGAUGCCAAUUACGUCUACCGGUUGCACAAGGCUCUCGGAAACUACAUGCAGGCAGCCGGCACUGCCCACAUCAUUGCAAAGCAAGAGCAAGAGAUGGGCAACUACAAGCAGGCUCACCAGCUUCUCUUCCGCACCUACCAGGACCUAAAGAGCCAGAAGCUUGCACUGCCACAGGAGCUGUGGCGCAGGCUGAUGCUUCUCCACUCGUACGUCAUUGUGAAGCGGCUGGUCAAGGCUGGAGACCAUCACAGUGCCGCGAUCAUGUUGGUACGCGUUGCGAAGAACAUUCAGCAGUUCCCAGCGCACAUCGUCCCAAUUCUUACUUCUGUGGUCAUCGAGUGUCAGCGCGCCAAGAUGCCUGGUGAGUCCUACCAAUACGCCUGCACCCUCAUGAAGCCCGAGUACCGGAAAGACGUUUCAGAGCAGUAUAAGAAGAAGAUCGAGAACAUUGUGCGGAAGCCGCCUCCAGAAGUGGAUCAACGGGAUGCACUGGAGGCGAGCCUGCCAUGCAUGUACUGCAGCUUCAACUUUGCGGAGUCGCAGCUCGACUGCUUGAACUGCAAGAACAUCUCUCCAUUCUGCAUCGCCAGCGGUAUGCGCAUGCUUCGGGAAGAUUGGUCCAACUGCCCGGCCUGCGGCUUUCCUGCAAG